Messenger RNA from Penicillium diatomitis, 1590 nucleotides. Its product is annotated as translation initiation factor eIF2B subunit delta. The transcript is spliced from 3 exons. The record is from RefSeq and is a predicted model, not a curated record. Bases 1 to 1590 code for a protein of 529 amino acids. Lineage: Eukaryota; Fungi; Ascomycota; Eurotiomycetes; Eurotiales; Aspergillaceae.
AUGGCUGACUCUUCUGACAUGGCUCAGACAAAUCUGCCUGUCACUGCAUCCACGCAAUCGCAGACGACUGCUACGGGCGAUCAUCCCACUUCACAAGUGACUCAGUCCUUGCCAAUCCGCGAAGCCAAGAGCACGAAGACCCCCACCUCCGCGGACAACGCAAACGCAAAGAAAAAUGUCGCACCAACGCCCUCUACGUCGACUACUGAUGGCUCGACCGUUGCAGGAGGUGAGAAACCGCUUACACCAGCGGAGCUGAAAAAGAAGGCCAAGGCAGAGAAAGCGGCUCGACGCGCAAAGGAAAAGCUUGCCAAAGAGGGCGGGGCUGGUGCUGCUGGCAGCCCAGCUUCUGGAGCGCCCCAGGGUCGCCCUCCUGUGACGCCGAAGAAAGACGCAUCGGGGGAAGUAUGGCCCGUGAAAAAGGAGGAUAAAAGUGUUGCGGUCUUUGGCCAUCUCUAUGGUCAGCCGCGACGGACGACCAUCGCCGGUGCCGGCAAGGAAGUGCAUCCUGCAGUUCUGGCGCUUGGUCUGCAGCUACGUGACUACGUUGUCUGCGGUAGCAGCGCUCGCUGUGUGGCUACGUUGCUAGCCUUCAAGAGGGUCAUCGAAUCGUAUACGACUCCACUUGGUACCUCACUCUCGCGCCACUUGACGACUCAUCUCUCACACCAGAUCACAUACCUCUCGACAUGUCGACCUCUCUCGAUCACACAGGGUAAUGCUAUUCGCGCCUUGAAACUCGCGAUUUCGUCCAUUGACCCGUCCACCCCCGAGCUCAGCGCGAAGGCUACCCUUUGUGAAUUCAUCGACAACUUUAUCCGUGAGAAGAUCACAGUGGCCGAUCAAGUCAUCGCCGCGAGCGCUGCGCAAAAAGUGCAAGAUGGAGAUGUCAUCGUCACGUUUGCUGGCAGCUCUAUCGUCAAGCAGACCCUUCUUUCAGCACACAAGCAAGAGAAAAGGUUCCGCGUGUCGAUCAUCGACUCGCGACCUCUCUUUGAGGGGAAGAACAUGGCUCGCGCCCUGGCCAAUGCAGGUUUGGAUGUCGAAUACUCGCUCGUCCAUGGCAUUAGUCAUGCCAUCAAAGACGCCACCAAGGUCUUCCUUGGUGCUCACGCCAUGACCAGCAAUGGCCGUCUCUACUCUCGUGUGGGAACGGCGCUUGUGGCCAUGUCCGCCAAGGAACGUGCCGGGGGCGUGGAGGUGCCUGUCAUCGUGUGCUGCGAGACUGUCAAGUUCACUGACCGUGUUGCCCUGGACAGUAUUGUUGUCAAUGAGAUUGCUGAUGCUGAUGAGCUGGUCUCCGCUCAGUCUGCACAGCAACUCACUGGUGUCACUGAUCCUGUGGCUCCCUCCAAACCCGACAACAAGAAAGGCGGCAAAGGUGCAUCCAAUGCGGCAAAGCCUGCCACGUUGGCUUCUGACCUUGAAACUUCCUCCUCACCCCUGAGCAAUUGGAAAGAUAAUUCCAAUCUCCAAUUGCUCAAUAUCAUGUACGACGUCACGCCCGCCGAGUACGUUGACAUGGUGGUUACGGAAAUGGGAAGCUUGCCACCAAGUGCCGUUCCCAUUGUUCACCGAAUGACCGAGUGA